Entamoeba invadens IP1 is the source of this 1527-nucleotide messenger RNA. RefSeq lists its product as hypothetical. The transcript is spliced from 2 exons. The record is from RefSeq and is a predicted model, not a curated record. The coding region runs from base 1 to 1527 and encodes 508 amino acids. NCBI's taxonomy places the organism in Eukaryota, Evosea, Mastigamoebida, Endamoebidae.
AUGUUGUUGAAUGUGUUGUGUUGGAUAAUGGUAUAUGGACAACCAAAUCCAAACUGUUCAUCGGCGUUUUGUUCGGAGUGCGAAAAUGAGGUGUGCACGAAAUGUAUCGAUAUGUAUGUGUUGGAAAAUGGCGACUGCAUUUACCAAGAAAAGGCACAUUGCAAAGAGGUCAACAUAACGUCAAGUCUUUGUAUUUCAUGUAUUGACGAAUACCAAAAGGUACAAGGUAUAUGCAAAGAACAAGACGGUUUAUGUUCCAAAUAUUCCAGAUCUGAUUGUGUUGAAUGCAAAAAGGGGAAUUACCAACAUAAUAUAACCACGGGGGUUGAAUGUUUCAACUGUGGUGGAGUCGACAAGUAUUGUCUGGAGUUUGAUGAUUCAAAGUGUGAGAAAUGCACUUUAUGUCAAGAAGGAACUGUUUUAUAUGAGGGGAAGUGUAUUUUUGCGAUACGAGACUGUCUCAAAUAUUUAUCUGUCGAUGUGUGCGAAACUUGUGUGGAAGGGAAAAUGAAAACGCCGAGUGGGAAAUGUGUUCAGGGCACAAUUGAACACUGUAAGGAUUAUGUUAACUCAACACACUGCCGUUCUUGUUUAGAUGGAUUUGUAUUAAGAAAAUACCCCGACAACUACUUAAAAAUAGAUGUCGACUCAUUCUAUACAUAUUAUAGCACACAAAUAGCUGAAACGAAGUGUCUUGAAUAUAAAAAAAUCGAACACUGUAGCAAAUUUUCAUUGACUGAAGAGACAAUGUGUGUUGAAUGUGAAGAGGGGUAUGGAAUUGACCCAACAUACAGUAAAUGUGAAUUGGGAUCGAUUGAAGGAUGUACGACAUACAGACGAUCAAAUUACUGCGAAGAGUGUUAUGCUGGGUAUUAUCUUGAAUUAGGAAAAUGCAUGGUUUGCACCGAAAGCAGUUUACAAAAGAACACGUCAUGUGUUUUGUGUAAAAAUACUAUCAAAGUUGUACAAGGAGAAUGCGUUGACACUCACUGCCAAAACUUGAAUGUUGUUGAUGACAUAUGUGUGACAUGUGAAGAAGGAUAUGUUGUCGAUUUGACAAAAAGUGGUACAUGUAUAAAAAGUGGCAACACGUGCAUACAACAAGUUGAAGGGAAGUGUAUUCAAUGCACCACCGGAUAUUACUUGACCUCUCAAUUUACAUGCGCCCAAUGUAAUAAAAACACAUGCAUCCAUUGUAUUGACUCUCCAACAACAUGUUCUCUCAAAACUACGUUGUAUCAAAAGUCCAUUACAACAUCAUGUGAUUCUUAUUUGUGUUCGUCGUGUAAUUCAACGACAAGAAUAUGUUUGAAAUGUUGGGAUGGGAGUUCUGCAUUAAAUGGGAAGUGUUCAGAUAUCAGUUGUGAAAUAGGGUUGAGUGGUGAAUGUGUGAAAUGUUCGCAAUACACAAAGAAGAGUGGUGUACCUUUUUAUUACCAAUUUGUGCCUGUUGAUGGGAGGUGUGUUGUUGACAGCUCUUCUUCUUUAUUCUUUACGUUCUUUGCAAUAAUUUUGUUGAUGUUAUAA